AAGAGCUUCACCUGUCCGCCACGGCCUGGCCGCGACGCGCGGCCCGGAAGCGGAAGCGGAAGCGGAGCGGGAGGGGCGGGCGGCCGGAAGCGGCGGCUGAGGGAGGAUGCCGCUGCCCGUCCAGGUCUUUAACCUGCAGUUUGCCUGAGGGGUGAUCUAGACAAUCAAAAUUUCCUCUGCUCCCUCCCUCCCUUUCCUUCAUGGAAAGGUUAUUAAACUAGGAAACAAACAUUUUUAUGCUUCAUUUAGUUUUACUUCAGAUUUUGGGAGAUUACAGUGUUAAAGUAUGUAUUUGAUAUGUACCAGUUUGUGAAAGAAUAAGACCCCCAGACUGUGGGGUGCAGUGGAACCCAUGCAGAUUGACGUAGAUCCACAAGAAGAUCAGCAAAAUUCACCUGAUAUCAACUAUGUGGUGGAGAACCCCACGCUGGAUUUGGAGCAAUAUGCGUCCAGCUACAGUGGGCUGAUGCGAAUCGAGCGGCUGCAGUUCAUUGCUGAUCACUGCCCACAGCUGCGGGUGGAAGCUCUCAAGAUGGCUCUGUCAUUUGUCCAGAGAACUUUCAAUGUUGAUGUGUAUGAAGAAAUUCACAGAAAGCUGUCUGAGGCCACCAGAGAACUGCAAAAUACACCUGAUGCUGUCCCUGAUAGUGGAAUUGAACCCCCUCCUCUUGAUACAGCUUGGGUUGAAGCUACACGCAAAAAAGCUCUUCUUAAACUGGAGAAACUCGAUACAGAUCUGAAAAAUUACAAAGGGAACUCCAUCAAGGAGAGUAUCAGGAGAGGUCAUGAUGAUUUAGGUGAUCACUACCUGGACUGUGGAGACCUCAGCAAUGCUCUUAAGUGUUACUCGCGAGCCCGUGAUUACUGCACCAGUGCUAAACAUGUCAUCAACAUGUGUCUCAAUGUUAUCAAGGUCAGUGUCUACCUCCAGAACUGGUCUCAUGUUCUGAGCUAUGUAAGCAAGGCUGAGUCUACGCCGGAAAUUGCAGAACAAAGAGGAGAAAGAGAUAGCCAGACACAAGCAAUUCUCACCAAACUGAAAUGUGCAGCAGGCUUGGCUGAACUAGCUGCCCGGAAGUACAAACAGGCAGCAAAGUGCUUCUUGUUGGCAUCAUUUGAUCAUUGUGAUUUCCCUGAGCUGUUAUCUCCCAGCAAUGUGGCUGUGUAUGGUGGGCUCUGUGCCCUUGCUACAUUUGACCGUCAGGAACUGCAACGAAAUGUUAUCUCCAGUAGCUCCUUCAAAUUGUUUCUGGAACUGGAGCCACAGGUUCGUGACAUCAUCUUCAAGUUUUAUGAAUCUAAAUAUGCUUCAUGCCUGAAAAUGCUGGAUGAGAUGAAGGACAACCUGCUGCUAGAUAUGUACCUUGCACCUCAUGUCAGGACACUUUAUACCCAGAUUCGGAAUCGUGCCCUUAUCCAGUACUUCAGUCCCUAUGUGUCGGCAGACAUGCGCAAGAUGGCCACUGCUUUUAACACCACAGUGGCUGCUCUGGAAGAUGAACUCACUCAGCUGAUCUUGGAGGGACUGAUCAAUGCCAGAAUAGACUCGCACAGUAAGAUUCUGUAUGCUCGAGAUGUAGAUCAGCGCAGCACAACUUUUGAGAAGUCUUUACUAAUGGGCAAAGAGUUCCAGCGCCGUGCCAAAGCGAUGAUCCUGCGAGCCGCAGUGCUGCGCAACCAGAUACACGUCAAGUCUCCUCCGAGGGAAGGUAGCCAAGGGGAGCUCACUCCAGCUAACAGCCAAUCCAGAAUGAGCACCAACAUGUGAAAAACUUCGUGCACUACCAAAAGAAAUGGUCCCUCAGGACUGUACCCAGUGUCUCACCCACUAACUGCUGAGCUUCACAAACUGUCCCUUAUCUCCCUCACUUCUUACUCGGAUUGAGAGAGUCAGGGUUGGUGGUGGAUAAUAUGAAUAUUCCAGUAACUUCAAUUCUCCUUGAAAAGAAAUUCUUUUUAAAAACAGCAUCCCUGCAAAUGGGUCAUCAUUUCAGUUUUGGUAGAAAAUCUUCAUUCUCCUUCCACCACUCCAUAAAGAGCUGUCUGGUUAUUCAUACAGAUGCUGAGUUGAGAGUUUUUCAGCUGCUAUUAGUUUUCUUGUUUCAAAGCUGCAAACGUAGUUAAUUGAAUGGACAGGCAUGAUAUAAAAUUAAUAUUGCUGGCCUGAAAGUAUUGUCUUGAUUUUGAGCAAUGCUGAGCUUUCUGUUUUCCAAAUAAACUUGCAAGUGCAUUGCUCUCAAUUAUGGAACUAGAGUUCUGAUGGGGGAGGAGAUUUCCUUUGAGAAACUCUUGGAGAAUUUUCACCUGUACCAGAAAACAUGGCAUUAUUUCCGUGCAUUCAGUCACAGGCCUUUAUUUAAGGGUUUUAUGUUUACCUGCAGCCAGGUUCUCUCUCUCUCUCUGGUCUCUUAUUUUCAAAGAGCUGUUUCCUGAUGUGUUUCUCUCUUGUGUGUGACCUGGCUUUGGGGUCCAGUGUUAUCAUAGCAGUAAAUCUCUACUUCAUGCAAAUACUGCUUGCCCAGUCUUACUGCCAUAGCGUGUGAUGAUUUCUCCACAUGUGCAACAGUUGUUUUGAGUAGAAUGGAUAAAUGCCAUAAAACACCACUCAAGUCUUGUGGAGGCGCUAAGAAGAGUCAGUUUAGGUGCCCACUCUCCAGGUGCAUUUAUUCUGCUCUUCCUUUUGUAAAAGGGUUAAAGGUAGCAGCCCUGUGUGUGUGUGUGUGUGUGUGUGUGUGUGUGUGUAUCUGUUCUUCCUGUGUUGAUGAAAGGAGAUAUGCACUGAAUUUUCUGAAGUCACUGCAGGCUUGUAUUCAUGUAAUCCAUAAGGCAAGCCUAGAAUUUUGAUCCAUCCCUGACUGGUCUGGCAACUGACUACAGAUGUUACUUUUAAUGUGUUCAUGCUUUUUUAAAAAAAUUAAGUUGUUAUAUCUAGUGCAUUAAAUAGCAGGAUUAAAAAGCUUCUGAGUGGAGUUUUGUGUUAAAGUUGGGGCUUAGUUAUUUUGAUCUCAAGCCAUUGAUUUUUUGCUAAGCUUUGUGGUGUUUCGUAGAUGAUUGUGUUUUGCUUUCUGAUCUGGCUGGAGAUGUCGCUUGAGUGAGCUGUGAAGAAAGUGCACUUUGAAGGAACAUUCAAACAACAAAAUUCCUGUAGCAACAGUGGGCUCUUCUGGCUUCCCAUGAUUUUUAUGACUUAGGCGCUGAAAAUGGAAGCAGUAGUUUCUGUGAGGUCUUUGGUUACAUUUGGCAUGGAAAAAUUCUCCCAUUUUUGAGGGAAGAACUUAGUGUCAAGCAUCACUGAUGGCCAGUGUAGUGAGAAAGGCAAGUUGAGCUCUUUGGGUAAACUGAUGUACAUCUUUAUGAGAAAUGCAGGAAAAGCACUGUUAUGAUUUCUGUUCAUGUUGAAGGAAAGAUUUCAGUCCUAAAAUGCUACUUAAACAUUCUUGCUUUCUUCCCCAAAUGGGACUAUUGUAAGGGAAAGAUCUUACACUCUGCUCUUUAGAAGAUGGUUUUGCAUCCCAGUGAAGUGCACCAUGCCAGGUGGCUGUCUGUACUUCCACUUUCAGGAUUUUGUUGAUUCAUCUCUGUCCCUUGCUGGAGGAUUUCUGCUGCAGGGCUCCUCAGUGGUCGGUGAUAUCUUGAGCUGACUGGAGUCUCUGUUCUUUCGUCGCUCAGCAGCGGUGGCCCCACAAGGGGCCCACAAGGUGGCAGCAGCAGUUCCAGCUCUGGCUGUGGCCCGAGGCCAUUGCGUAGCUUUAGCAGAGGUGGUAAGUUUUCAUCGCCCCACACAAAAAUGCUUGCAGCCUCUUUAGGAGAGAUUGAGCAUUCUUCUUUUAUUGCAUUGGCAUCGUGGGUGCUUUGUGCAGAAUUACUGGCAUGUAACUCUCUCCUUUAGCCUAUAAAAGAAGCUGCUGUCGCUUUAGGAUAUUGUAGAUUGGAGUCAGGGCUGUCUAUGCACGUUUCUUCUGCCUCAGUCCUAACUGCCUGCAAGUCCCAAGCCCCACAGAAUACAACACAGUGUGGAUAUAGUUCUAGGUAAAUUGCAUCCAUAAGCAGUAUCCUGUAGUAAAAAUAAUUCUUAACUUAAAUUUCUAUGUAACUUCUCAUGUAAUAAAGGGACCCACAUAAAAUGAAUUUUCAGUGAUUCCCUGUGACCACCAAGGUCAUUCAAUGGAUGAAGUUUUGUGGAAUGUGUAGGAUGUUGGGAUGUCUGAGAUAUGAUCAGAGGGGCUUAUUCGUAUGGAUUUAAUGGACUUGUGCAGCACCUUUUUGUUAAGGAAAUGUCAGCAGCAGGCCAUGACAGGUUCCUCAUGCAGCGUAAAUCCUGUUUUCUUUACAUGACCUUGCUAGGAAUAAUAGUUGGAAAGGAAAAUAGUUGGAAAGAAUUUUGUUCUUUUGGCAAAAGCAGUUUUAAUUAGCACAAUCAUUCUUAGUGGUAAUGUAGAAGCUGCCGUUGUGAGAUUUGUGUUAGAGUAGCUGGGGGUGACUGGUUAUUAUCUACCCAGAACUUGUCCAGCAGUGGUCUGUGUUGCCAAGUUUUGCAGGGGGAGGUCUGUUAGAGGUGAUUAUGGACCAUGGCUGGUGCAGCAUCAUUUGUGAGCUGCUUUUGGCUGAAAGGCAUCAGUGGAUGAGGAAAAAAAUAACAGAGCUCAGUCUUUGACCCAUGCCAUGUGAGUAUGAUCUGUACAUCUCUCCUGGGACUCUGCAGCAAUGGUCUCAGCAUUGUUCCAUCCUCUGGAUAGCUCCCAAAACUGCCACUGAACAAGGUAUUAUUUCUGAUACAUGCAAUGCAAUAUAAACUUAAAAAAAAAAAAAAAAAAAGAGGAAA
Molecule: messenger RNA, 4822 nt
Organism: Prinia subflava (tawny-flanked prinia)
Lineage: Eukaryota; Metazoa; Chordata; Aves; Passeriformes; Cisticolidae
Gene: GPS1
Product: G protein pathway suppressor 1
Exons: 15
Coding region: 353-1768 (471 amino acids)
Cellular component (GO): COP9 signalosome
Source: RefSeq, a predicted model, not a curated record